Messenger RNA from Capsicum annuum, 650 nucleotides. RefSeq names its product glutaredoxin-C6. Lineage: Eukaryota; Viridiplantae; Streptophyta; Magnoliopsida; Solanales; Solanaceae. The record is from RefSeq and is a predicted model, not a curated record. The transcript has a single exon. The coding region runs from base 100 to 579 and encodes 159 amino acids.
AUUAAAAUUUUUCAUAAUUAAACUUCAAAUUUUUCUCUAUAUAUACACUCUCACUUUGUUCAUCGUAUAGUUUCUCUAUAUAUACUGUGUGUGUUCAUCAUGCAAGGUGUUGGCCGUUACCCGCCGUUAUCUAACGGCGUCGGAGUAACGUUAGAACUCAGCACAACUACCAGCUCGCCGUUAGCAAUCGACGUGACGGAGUCAACGGAGAUGAGAAUCCGGCGACUCAUCGGCGAGAAUCCCGUCGUUAUUUUCACACGUUCACCUUGCUGUUGCAUGUGCCACGUCAUGAAACGUCUGUUAUUGUCCUCCGUCGGCGUUCACCCUGCUGUUAUUCAAUUGGAAGACGACGAGAUCGCCGCCCUCUCCGCCUCCGCCGCCGUAGACGACGGUGGUGAGACACGUGGCGGUGGUGAUAAGGCGGAGAACGGUGGUGGUAUGGAUGAGAUGCCGGCGAUGUAUAUAGGAGGGACACGUGUCGGAGGAUUAGAGAGCCUCGUGGCACUUCAUCUAAGUGGUGGACUUGUUCCAAAGCUCGUGGAAGUUGGUGUUGUCACUUACAAUAAUUAUAAGGUAUAGUAAAUAAUAAUUUGUAAUUUUAUAUUUUUAAAUGGAAAAAAGAAAAAAAUAUACCUAAAAUUUUAACGAAA